AUGGCAGACCCCGCGUACACACCGACUGACGAGGAGCUGGCCCACUUGCAGAAGCUGUCGAGCGAAUAUGAGCCAGAGGCAACGGGCCCGCUUGUUGGUGAGCGCCAGAGCAGCGCAGCCAUCACCACUCAGUACGCCACUGCAGACCCCGUCUACAGAAUCAAGACGGCUGCGCUGCCCGCCAAAUACGCCUACUUCCGCACCUGUCGCGGCGACGGCCAUUGUGGCUGGCGAGCCAUUGCCUUCACCUACUUCGAGGCGCUGCUGCGAGUAGGCGAUGCAAACAAGCUCGAGGAUGAGGAAGCACGCCUCAACUCCAUGGGCAACUUGCUCGACCACAUCGGCUACCCGCGCGACAUCUGGAUGGACUUUGCCGAGGAGGCCUUCGAACUGCUGCGUACUCUGGCUAACUCGCUGCAUGCCAUGGACGGAGCCGCCCCCGACAUUCUGCUGCGUUCGUUCAACGACCUGGGCGUUUCCAUGGCCAUCAUCACGUACUUCAAGCUUCUCGCCAGCGCCUGGGUGCAGUCGCAUGCGGAUGACUUCGGCCACUUUGUCCCCAUGGGCGAUGUCAAAGCCUACUGCGCCAACAACAUCGAGCCUGCACAGUGUGAAGCCGACAACAUUGGCGUCGCUGCGCUGGCCGACGCGCUUGUCAAGCCGGCUGGGUUUGGUCUCGAGGUUUGGUACUUGGAUCGCUCCCCAGGUGAAGAGAUCAACCGAAGCUAUUUUGCAGAGCCAACAGACCAUAACAACAUGACUAUCCCUGGCGCUCCUAUGCUGAGGCUUCUUUACAGACCUGGCCACUACGACAUCCUCUACAAGGCUGAAGAUGUCCCCCAGCCAAUUCAACAUCAACCCAUUCAUCCUCAGUCAACCCUCCAGGUCAACCUAGCUAACUACAGCGACGACUUCGUGCCGGCAGCAUCGAACGUAGCCGACGUCAUGACCAUGAUCCCGGGUAUGUUUCCCACAGGUCUCGGUCAGCGAUGGCCUUCACUUUCGUGCGACUUCAAUCCAAGUCCGGUAGUCCAGCCUCAGAUCACGGCUUGUCAGCCGUAUCCAUCGGCGCCGGCGUCUGCGACUCGUACCAACAACCCCCACUUCGACUUCGUCUCGCCGAUCCACAGCAGUCCUGCAGAUCAAUACAAUCCACCGGGCCAUCACAACAUCCAGCUCGAGCAACCACCAAUGACGCUUCCCAUCCAUCCACCGCCCCCUGCUACAAUGAGUGCUGAACGAACAGCCCCAUUGGCGGUCGAAAGAGGUGGCCCUUUUCGACCAUCCAUGUAUGAGUUGGAACCAGGAUUUGGCUUUUUGGGUUACGCACAGCCCUUCCAGACAUCGAUAUUUCGCAACUCUCAUUUCAACACAGCGCACUUUAUGAAUCCAGAAUUCCAGCCCGAAGAGUGGUGUCCAGACGGCGAAUACACGACUAGCAACAGAGGACGUCACAAAUCCCACUCCUCAUAG
Dothidotthia symphoricarpi CBS 119687 is the source of this 1473-nucleotide messenger RNA. RefSeq names its product cysteine proteinase. Gene Ontology annotation, cellular component: nucleus. Gene Ontology annotation, biological process: protein K48-linked deubiquitination. The transcript has 6 exons. The record is from RefSeq and is a predicted model, not a curated record. Gene Ontology annotation, molecular function: ubiquitin binding; cysteine-type deubiquitinase activity. Bases 1 to 1473 code for a protein of 490 amino acids. NCBI's taxonomy places the organism in Eukaryota, Fungi, Ascomycota, Dothideomycetes, Pleosporales, Dothidotthiaceae.